AUGGUCCAAUGCACUCAACAGUACAAAUUCGGACCCGAGAUCGAUGAUUCUAUCACCGACUGGCUGAAUGACCCGAGACACCGCGGCAAAGCUAUCAAGGUUCAUCUAGCAGUUCAGGAGACCGAAGUCGACGCUUCACCCUUCGCGAUAGUCUCCAGAACAAAGGCUAUCUUCAUCACCGUUGGCGGCGACACUCGCGAAGGGAUCUUCAUCGAGGCCAUCAGAAAUCACCCUGAGAAGCUCGAUAAUCACAGUCUUCGCGCCCAAUGGUCACUCGUCAACUUGGACGCCCUUCGUGAGGAGGGAUCGCCGCUUAUUGCCUUAUUUCUCGUCGCACGUAUCUCCGCACGGCAUCGCGUUGAAGUUCUCAAUGAAUUGGCGGAUUGGACUACGGAUUGUCAUUUUGGUUUCAGUAACCGCGGCAUGCUCGUACAUGCCACGACAACUUUCUUCUUCUGGGCCGAGUACAUGGUCGGCUUCGCCUGUUCCGACAGCAACCUCCCGAUCGAAGAAGUCUCUCUAGCGGACAGACUCCCAGCUUGCAGGAGAGCAGGAAGUUGGUGCCUAGAUUUCAACCAUUCGGACCAAGAUCGCAACGGGAAGUUUAUGACUGACAUUCUCCGAGCCCAUGGAGUCGUAUAUCCAGAGCUCAGUGCUUUCAUCUGCGAGUGUGUCUCCGAGGAAAUGACAGAACCUCUGCCGGAAGUCGUCGCAUCCUGUGACUGGGGGUUCUCAAAUUCAAAGCUCUCGUAUUAUUCAGCUGUUCCGAACACGCUGUAUGUCCACUACCCGGUCUAUAGGCGACACUUUUCCCCAAAAAAAUACGAAGUACGAGAGUAUUUGUCAUACCUAGCUCCUGACGUGGCUCACGAGUGGGAGGAUCUUCAGGAGAGUUCAGAUGAUUCGGACGAUUCGGACGAUAGUCGGGAUUGA
Molecule: messenger RNA, 933 nt
Organism: Stereum hirsutum FP-91666 SS1
Lineage: Eukaryota; Fungi; Basidiomycota; Agaricomycetes; Russulales; Stereaceae
Exons: 2
Coding region: 1-933 (310 amino acids)
Source: RefSeq, a predicted model, not a curated record